Messenger RNA from Arvicanthis niloticus (Nile rat), 2076 nucleotides. The record is from RefSeq and is a predicted model, not a curated record. NCBI's taxonomy places the organism in Eukaryota, Metazoa, Chordata, Mammalia, Rodentia, Muridae.
GCAGUUCAUCUUGAGCCAUAUUAGGCCCUCAGUCUGGACUGAAUCUCACUAACUUGGGACCUUUGAGUUUUUGAUACCACUUUAUUCCCAACCCAGGUAAGUCCAAAGGGCUGGGCUGGGCUGGGCUGAAGGCUGCAUGGGAUAGAAUCUCUCCAUCCUUGCAAUGACAUCACUGCUCCUAUACAUGGGAGAGACAAGGGAGUGUGUGGAUGCAGGCUAAUCCUGGGUGCCAGAUCUAGAUGUUUACAGACAUGCGAUGACCUGGUAUGGGUUGGUGCUAUUCAGGGACAUUCCUGUCUCCAGGUUUUCUGCUUUGCCAUGGGUUGGCCCUGGGCCCCGCUGACAGCAGUUUGGGCACUGGGGAUCAUGGGGACCACAGCACUACGCAUUGGAGCCUUCAAUGUUCAGAGCUUUGGAGAUAACAAAGUGUCAGAUCCAGACUGUGGCAGUGUCAUAGCACAGAUCUUGGCUGGCUAUGACAUCACCCUGGUGCAAGAGGUGCGAGACCCAGACCUAAGUGCAGUGUCCUUGCUCAUGGAGCAAAUUAACAGAGUAUCCAAGCACGAGUACAGUUUUGUGAGCAGCAAGCCACUUGGACGUGACCAGUACAAGGAAAUGUAUCUGUUUGUCUACAGGAAAGAUGUAGUGUCAGUGGUGAGCACGUACCAGUACCCAGACCCAGAGGAUGCUUUCAGCCGGGAGCCUUUUGUGGUCAAAUUCUCAGUUCCUAGCUGUGCCGCCAAGGAGCUAGUGCUGAUCCCCCUUCACGCAGCACCAAAGCAGGCAGUGGCCGAGAUCGAUGCCCUCUACGAUGUGUACCUUGAUGUGAUUGACAAGUGGAACACCGAUGACAUGCUGUUUCUGGGUGACUUUAAUGCUGAUUGCAAGUACGUGAAGGAACAUGACUGGCCAUCAAUCCGCCUUCGCAGUAGCGAGGUGUUUAAGUGGCUCAUCCCAGACAGUGCAGACACCACAGUGGGCAACUCAGACUGUGCCUAUGACCGGAUUGUAGUGAGUGGCGCCCACCUGCGCAGGAGCCUGAAGCCCCAGUCAGCCUCAGUUCACAACUUCCAGGAGGAAUUUGACCUAGAUCAGACCCAGGCUCUCGCCAUCAGCGACCAUUUUCCUGUGGAAGUGACUUUCAAGCAUCACUGACAGCCAAGGCCUCAGGAUAUGCCACCUGUGAAAUACUACCUCAAGGGAUGGCACCAUAGUGAAUUCAGGGUGGCAGGCCAACCACCUACUAAGGAUACAGGGUAGGACCAGCUGGUGUGGACAAUGGCUAUGAACACAUUACAGGAUUCCUCAAGGCUCCUGUUUGCUCAUCUGCAAGGUGGACUAACAUCACCUACCUCAUUGGGCUGCUGUGAGGAGAACCCAGGGAGGGCACCAGAGCAUCGCGAGCACAUACCUGCCUAAUAAACAAGCCGCUCUUGGCCAGGACUACCCCAGGUUGGAUGAGGCCUCUGCACCUAGGCUGCAGAGCUUGGUCUUAAUGCCCAGGAGGUCUGUUUCUGUUGCUCUCAGGAGUGGAUGGUUAGCUUGUUCCCUUCCCAGCCUGGAGCUCCUCUACAGCACACCAGCUCCCUAUUCUUAUUUCCUUUGUGCAAACUUCAAAUGCUUCCAUGAACCAUCCCUUGGCAGCUCAGGUGGAAAUGCCUUUCUGGACCCUGCUGGAUUUGGGAGCAGGCCCAUGAUCAUUCUGCCCUGGUGGAGCACUGCCAGAGGCAAAGGAGGCUACACCUACCCCGGAAGUGAGCUCUUCUGGCACCUUCUGAAAAGGAACCCACAGCAAAAGCAACUGCCUGGCACCAAGUCCUGCCCAGCCUGCACUCUGCUUAGGUUGAGCCGUUCAAAGGUGCCUCAUGGAGUAUCUUGGGCUGGGCGAGGCCUCGGGAGGGUGGAGAUUUUACGCUCAGUAGGCCAUCGCUUUAGAAGCUCUGGAAGCACAAGGCUCUCAUGAGGUUUCUGGUUGUUAAAACUUGUCAUCUUUAUGUGUGUGUGUGAGUGUGUGCGAGCUAUUAUGGAGGCCCAAGGUCAAUAAAACCUCUAGUGAGAUUGGAGAACAGGCAUGAA